GGUUCAGACACCUGCCUCCCCUGCCUGCUUCUGGUACCUUCUUCAGAAAUGAAGUAAUGAGCUGGCUGUGUCCGCCAUCUUAGUAGAGCGAGCAUUCUGAGAGGAUGCGGUGGAACACUUUCUGGGGUGUCCUGGGCCUCAGCCUCCUAGCAGUUGGCACUUGCCAGGACGAUACCGAGGACAUUGAAUAUAAAGUCUCCAUCUCAGGAACCAGUGUAGAGUUGACAUGCCCUCUAGAGAGUGACGACAACUUAAAAUGGGAAAAAAAUGACCAGAUACUGCCUAAAAAGAAUGAUAAGCUCCUGGUGCUAGAGGAUUUCUCAGAAGUCGAGGACAGUGGCUACUAUGUCUGCUACAUAGAAGCCUCAAAGAAAAACGCAUACCUGUACCUGAAAGCUCGAGUGUGUGAGAAUUGUGUGGAGGUGGACCUGACUACAGUAGCCAUAAUCAUCAUUGUUGACAUCUGUAUCACCCUGGGCUUGCUGAUGGUCGUUUAUUACUGGAGCAAGAAUAGGAAGGCCAAGGCCAAGCCUGUGACCCGAGGAACCGGUGCUGGUAGCAGACCCAGAGGGCAAAACAAGGAGCGGCCACCACCUGUUCCCAACCCAGACUACGAGCCCAUCCGCAAAGGCCAGCGGGACCUGUAUUCUGGUCUGAAUCAGAGAGCAAUCUGACAGAUAGGAGAGAGAGACAUCGCCUUCUGUGGACCCAGAUCCAGUCCUCCCAGCACCCUGCUACUCCUUGUACUCUGGACAGACUGCAGACUCCGCAGCCUGUUCUUCAGCCUCCCAGUGAACACAUGUCCUAGAAACUUGCUCU
Mus pahari (shrew mouse) is the source of this 819-nucleotide messenger RNA. It is a transcript of the gene Cd3e, whose product is annotated as CD3e molecule. The transcript is spliced from 8 exons. Gene Ontology annotation, molecular function: transmembrane signaling receptor activity. Gene Ontology annotation, cellular component: alpha-beta T cell receptor complex; external side of plasma membrane; membrane. NCBI's taxonomy places the organism in Eukaryota, Metazoa, Chordata, Mammalia, Rodentia, Muridae. The record is from RefSeq and is a predicted model, not a curated record. Gene Ontology annotation, biological process: cell surface receptor signaling pathway; positive thymic T cell selection. The coding region runs from base 105 to 674 and encodes 189 amino acids.